AUGACCGACAAGCCGGGGCUGGAUGCAAUUCAGCCCAUAGCCGAACUGGAGGCUCCGGACAACAACCCGGAGGUGUCCGGGCAGGUAGCUACAGGCGUCUUGGAGGAGCCGAUAUCUCCCCUGAGUGCAGCAGAAAAAUUCAAGAAGGACGGCAACCGUUGCUUCUACAACUAUAGAUACGUGGAUGCCAUACGCUGCUACAGCAAGGCCAUCGACAUGUGCCCCAAGGAGCACACCACGGAGUUGGCCAUUUACUAUCACAACCGCGCAGCCUGUCACGAGAUGAUCGAGAACUGGAUUCAAGUUAAGGAAGAUUGCGCCAAGGCACUGGAGUACAAUCGUCGCUAUAUUGGACGUUGA
This is a messenger RNA of Drosophila persimilis, 360 nucleotides long. RefSeq names its product mitochondrial import receptor subunit TOM70. The transcript has a single exon. Gene Ontology annotation, molecular function: protein binding. Bases 1 to 360 code for a protein of 119 amino acids. The record is from RefSeq and is a predicted model, not a curated record. Lineage: Eukaryota; Metazoa; Arthropoda; Insecta; Diptera; Drosophilidae.